Molecule: messenger RNA, 306 nt
Organism: Colletotrichum graminicola M1.001
Lineage: Eukaryota; Fungi; Ascomycota; Sordariomycetes; Glomerellales; Glomerellaceae
Exons: 1
Coding region: 1-306 (101 amino acids)
Source: RefSeq, a predicted model, not a curated record
AUGUCGGUCGAGAAGGAUGGCGUUAGGCCGGCGGUGGCAGACAGAGGUCCGACCAAGGAAGAUGAAAUGGAAUACCGGCAAGACGACAAGACAAGCCACGAAUGGAUGAGAUAUGAGAUAGAUGCAAAUGCCAGACAGGAAGGGACGAGGAUCAUCACGCCAACCAUGACUCUUGCUCGCAUCCUCCUUGACCUAACAGCCCCCUUCCUUCCCCUCUUGCCUGGUGCCUGCUUCCUUCUCGGUAUCGGUCAGGAAGGGAAAGGCCCAAACUGCCCUUCCAAGUGGGUACGUUGGCGAAUCAAAUGA